UACCACACGUGGCAUGUCACUAAUUGGAGUAAUAUAGAAAGGAAGACGACAAGUCCUAAAUUCGAGGCUGGAGGUUGGCAAUGGCGCAUCUUGCUUUUUCCUUAUGGAAAUAAAAAUUUAAGCAAAAUUUCAAUUUAUUUAAAAUCCGUUGAUUCGCAAGUAGAAUAUGCAGAUUUGCACGUCUGUGUGCAAUUCGCUUUUAUUUUAUGGAAUUCGAAAGAACCGACAGAAUACGUUGGCCAUUAUGCAUAUCAUCGUUUUACUGCCCAAGAAUCCGACUGGGGCUUCGGAAAAUUUUAUGACCAGAAUAAGUUGUUUACCCCAUCUGAUGACCGAAUUCAUCCGCUAAUUGAAAAUGAUGCUUGUAACAUUACGGCACUAGUUCGUGUCCUGGAAGAUCCAACUGGCACACUAUGGUCCGAUAGGAAAUAUUCUCCUGGAUAUACAGGCUUAAAAAAUCUAAAAGUAAAUACUUUCUUAAAUUCAGUAAUACAAUCACUCUACUUUAUAAAAUAUUUUCGUAAGGCAGUCUAUCAAAUUCCUAUGGAAAAUGAUAAAUCAGCAAAGAGCAUUGGUUCAGCUUUACAGCAGAUUUUUUAUGAUUUAAAUGUCUCAGAUUCUUCAGCUCAAACAACAGAAUUAGCAAAGUUUUUUGGAUGGAAUAUAUUUCUUACAAGUGAUGUUCGAAAGUUUAUUGGUGUGUUACGAGACAAUAUUGAAGAUAAAUUAAAGAACACAAAAGCAGAUGGCACGAUUUCUAAACUUUUUGGUGGCAAGAUGAAAACUUACAUUAAAUGCGUUAAUGUAGAUUAUGAAUCCUUACGUAUUGAGGAUUAUUAUGAUAUUCAACUUAAUGUUAAAGGAUGUAAAACUUUAGAUGAUUCUUUUAUGAAAUAUAUGCAAGAAAAUUUAGAGGGAGACAAUAAAUAUGAUGCUGAAGGGUAUGGUUUGCAAGUUGCUAAUAAAAGUGUAAUCUUUGAAAGUUUUCCACCUGUAUUGCACAUACAUUUGGAUCGGUUUGAGUAUGAUACGCAGAGCAAUACUAGGGUCAAAAUAAAUAAUCGUUAUGAAUUUCCCAUGGAAAUUGAUUUACAAAAAUAUUUGUCACCAGAUGUAGAUAAGUCAAAAUCGCAUAAAUACUUAUUACAUGGUGUGCUUGUUCAUGGUGGUUCGAAUAAACAUAAUUGUCGGUAUUAUGCAUUAUUAAGACCCGAAAGGAAUCAUAGAUGGAUAAAAUUUGAUGGUAUUCGUGUUACACCAGUAUCAGUCAAAGAAGUGCUUGAAAAUAAUUACGGUGGUGAUGAUUGCCCGUAUAAUAAUGCAUAUUUGUUAGUAUAUAUUCGCGAGCCUGAUAUCAAUGAGAUAUUAUCUUCAAUGCUUCCUGAAGAUCUCCCAAAACAUUUGUGUAAAGAAGAAAAGGCUUCGCGGGAACAGAAGAAAAAAGAAUUAGCAGAAAACAUGCAAAUAUGGGUCUUAACUGAAGAUACACUUAAAAACCACAAAGGAUUUGAUCUUGCUAACUUUAAUGCUGAGCAACAUCCAUUAUCUGAAGUUUUUCAAAUUAAAUUUUUAAAAAAAGACACUUAUGAUGAUUUUAAGAUAACGAUCGCUGCAAAGUUUAAAAUUCCUGCUGAUCAAAUAAGGUUCUGGGUAAUGAUAAAUCUACAAAAUAAAACUGUUAGACCUCGUAAGCUUAUAAUUGAUAAUUUUCUUGGUAAAUCGAUGGAAGAAGUUAAAGCAAAACUAUCAGAGGGAGAUGGUGAAUUGAGAUUAUAUAUGGAAAUAUUGGAAAAACCAAUAACGAUAAACGUCAAGAAAAAACCACCGCCAGAGAUGAUCAUUUUUCUUAAAUAUUUUAAUCCGGAUACACAGUCACUAGACAGAAGUCUUGGUCAUUUAUGUGUUCAGAAAAAUCAUAAAAUUGAUACUAUUUUUCCUAUUCUAUAUAAAAAAACGAAACUCAAACAAAAUACGCCUUUGGAUAUAUAUGAGGAAGUCAAACCAGAUUUUAUCGAAAAGAAGAUGCCUAAAUUAACUUUUAGUAAGUCCGAGAUGCAAGACGGUGAUAUAAUAUGUUUCCAAAAAACAUUGACGAAUAAAGAUAUUCCUCAAUUUUAUGAAUCAUUAUUAAUGAAUGUCAUCGUUCAAUUUAAAUCAAAAUUUGGAUAUAAAGAUUUGAUACCUGAAUUUAGUUUGGUUUUAAAUAAGAAUAUGACAUAUGAAGCUGUUGCCAAUCAAGUCGCUGCUUAUCUUAACACUGAUCCCUCAAGAUUGCGGUUCACAUCAGUAACUGGAAAACAAAAAAAUGAUAUUAGCACGCUAACUGAACAAACAUUGUCAGAAAUACUAAACUUUUCAUCAAGCUU
Molecule: messenger RNA, 2366 nt
Organism: Racocetra persica
Lineage: Eukaryota; Fungi; Glomeromycota; Glomeromycetes; Diversisporales; Gigasporaceae
Source: the annotation of a GenBank genome assembly